AUGUCUGACGUCGCUGAGACCAAGCCCGACCCCACCACCAACGCUCCUGAGGGGGCUACGGAGACCACCACCGCCACCGAAACAUCAAAGACGGAGGAAGUCAAGGCUGUCGCCGAAUCUGCCGCCGAGACUGUGAAGGAUGCUGCUACCAAAACCACCGAUAACGUUUUCUCGAUGUUCGGCGGCGGCCCCAAGAAGGAGAAGAAGGAGGAGGCCGCGGAGGCUGAUGAGCCCUCCGGUUCUGCUAAGGCACAGAAAGCUGAGGACGAGGACGAGGCCCCCGAGUCCCCAGAGAUUCACUUCGAGCCUGUCAUCCAUCUGACGGAGAAGGUUGAGACCAAGACCAACGAAGAGCUCGAGGAACAGGUUUUCAAAAUGCGCGCCAAGCUCUUCAGAUUCGACCGUGACAGCAAAGAGUGGAAGGAGCGUGGCACUGGUGAAGUGAGGCUGCUGAAGCACAAAGAGAACCAGAAGACUCGUCUCGUGAUGCGCAGAGACAAGACCCUCAAGGUCUGCGCCAACCAUUACAUUGUCCCCGAUAUGAAGUUGAGUCCCAACAUUGGUAGCGACCGCAGCUGGGUUUGGAACGCUGCUGCAGAUGUUAGCGAGGGUGAGCCUGAGGCGCAGACUCUGGCCAUUCGUUUCGCCAACAGCGAGAACGCCAACCUGUUCAAGGAUGCCUUUGAGAAGGCUCGGGAGGAGAACGAGAAGCUCCUCAAGCAGAACAUCAGGCUCGUGACGGAGCAACACGUCAUAAAUAAAGAUUCCGGCGUCGAAGGAUUUCCUCUCCGGUCGUGGUCGAUUGAGGUUUACCUCGUCAAUGAGCAUGGGGAACAAGUGGCCGCCAAUGUGUUCGACAAGGUGACUUACACUUUGCACCCCAGUUUUGGAGAUAGAGCAGUGCAAGUUUUCAAGAACCCUCCAUUUAGGAUCCAGGAAGAGGGAUGGGGUGAAUUCGACAUGCAGAUCGGCCUCACUGCUGCGGACAAGGAGCAUUCGGUUUCGCAUGAUCUCAACUUCUCACAGGCGCGAUAUGAGUCCAAGCAUGUUAUCACAUUCAAAAACCCCAAGCCUGCCCUACUGGCUGCUUUGCGCGACUCUGGCCCUGUUCCUGGGGAUGAGAAUGGCGUGAAGAUGAAGCGCUCCGCUGGAGCCGAAGAAGGAUCUAAGAAGAAGAAGCGCACAGAAAAGAAUGUCGAUAUGGACAAGCUAGCAGAUGGCCUCCAGCGACUCGGAGAAGAUGACCUCCUCCAAGUGGUGCAGAUGGUCCAUGAUAAUAAGGCUCCUGAUUCCUAUACGAAGAAUGAUGUUGAGCAGGGAGAAUUCCACGUCGAUCUUUAUACCCUACCCGACUCUUUAAUCAAAAUGCUCUGGGACUUCACACAGGAGAAAGGUGCCUUAUAA
Molecule: messenger RNA, 1404 nt
Organism: Aspergillus ochraceoroseus IBT 24754
Lineage: Eukaryota; Fungi; Ascomycota; Eurotiomycetes; Eurotiales; Aspergillaceae
Exons: 10
Coding region: 1-1404 (467 amino acids)
Biological process (GO): regulation of DNA-templated transcription; nucleocytoplasmic transport
Cellular component (GO): nuclear pore; cytoplasm
Molecular function (GO): GTPase activator activity
Source: RefSeq, a predicted model, not a curated record